Molecule: messenger RNA, 3414 nt
Organism: Astyanax mexicanus (Mexican tetra)
Lineage: Eukaryota; Metazoa; Chordata; Actinopteri; Characiformes; Acestrorhamphidae
Gene: pdk1
Product: pyruvate dehydrogenase kinase, isozyme 1
Exons: 11
Coding region: 636-1859 (407 amino acids)
Biological process (GO): regulation of glucose metabolic process; protein phosphorylation
Cellular component (GO): mitochondrion
Molecular function (GO): pyruvate dehydrogenase (acetyl-transferring) kinase activity
Source: RefSeq, a predicted model, not a curated record
UUGCGCCGCUCAGUGGCGGAAGAGUGGAGUGUCACUCAGGCGAGUUUAGCUUGUGGUCUGGCCGUUACUGGAAGUGUGUUUCUCCUCGUUUCUGGAAUCAUACAGCGUUUAAUGGGUGAAGAUAAACAGCACACGCGCAUAUCUCGUGGUAGGAGGUUCUCUCCAGAGCGUUCAGCUGAAAGAGAAAGUGAAGCAGCAGCGCGGCGGUAUGAGUGACGGACAGUGUAGCUGGAUCAGCACAGUCUGUUUACAAGUACUGCAGUGAAGAAUCCGGCGUUCUGACAGUGAAACUACUUAGCUAGGUUACCUAGGCUAACCUACAUAGGAACAGAGCUUAGAUUCAGCCAGCCUGUGGAGAGACACAUACUCAACCUAGCUAGUUAGCUGGCUACCCAGGAAAGCUAGUGACUCGCUAGUUAGUUAACCUAGAUAACUAGUCAGUUGGCUAGCCCUACUAUCUAACUGUUUAAUCACUGUUUAAUCACUAAUUAUCUAGUUAGCUUUACAGUAGCUAGAUAGAGUCAUAUAGAAUAAUUUCUCUGUAAAAACAAGACGUUUAGCUGCAUAGUUAGCUAUCUUAUUAGAUCUUAAAUCAGAAUUUCCCCCCGAUUGAUGGCUGACACCUGCCUAACAUCAUGCGGAUUUUAAGGACUCUAAUGAACAAUGCUUCCAUUGGCAAGCUGGUGGAUCAGUAUUCCAGAUUUUCCCCCUCUCCUCUGUCUAUGAAACAGUUCUUAGAUUUUGGUUCAGAUAAUGCCUGUGAAAAAACCUCAUUCACGUUCCUGAGGCAGGAACUGCCAGUCAGGCUUGCAAACAUUAUGAAAGAGAUUAACUUACUGCCUGAUAACCUACUGAGGACGCCUUCAGUGCGCUUAGUGCAAAGCUGGUACAUGCAAAGUCUCAAGGAUAUCCUUGAGUUCAAGGACAGAGAUGCCAAUGAUGAAAAAGUGACUUUUGAUUUCACGGAUGCAGUGAUAAAGAUCCGCAACCGACAUAAUGAUGUGGUGCCCACCAUGGCUCAGGGAGUGGUGGAGUAUAAGGAGGCGUAUGGUACUGACCCAAUAACCAGCCAGAAUAUGCAAUACUUUUUGGACCGCUUCUACAUGAGCAGAAUCUCCAUCAGAAUGCUCCUCAACCAGCACACUCUUCUGUUUGGAGGACGUGUACGCGUGAACCCAGCUCAUCCAAAACAAAUAGGAGGUAUUGAUCCUCACUGUUGUGUCACUGAUGUGGUUAAAGAUGCGUAUGAAAAUGCUAGAUCAUUAUGUGACAGAUACUACAUGAACUCACCAGAAUUACAACUGGAAGAAUUUAAUGUUAAAGAACCUAAUAAGCCCAUAACUGUGGUUUAUGUGCCAUCCCAUUUGUAUCACAUGGUCUUUGAAUUAUUUAAGAAUGCCAUGCGAGCCACCAUGGAGCUGUACGGAGACGCUAUGGAGUAUCCUCCCAUCAAUGUUCGGAUCGCCCUGGGCAACGAAGACCUCACUGUGAAGGUCAGUGAUCAUGGAGGUGGAGUCCCAUUGAGGAAGAUUGACAGGUUGUUCACAUACACUUACUCCACCGCCCCUCGGCCUCAGAUGGACGCAGCACGUGCUGCACCUCUGGCUGGAUAUGGCUAUGGGCUGCCCAUCUCUAGGCUCUAUGCCAGGUACUUUCAGGGGGAUCUGAAGCUUUACUCACUUGAGGGCUAUGGCACAGAUGCAGUGAUUUACAUCAGAGCACUUUCUUCAGAGUCCAUCGAAAGGCUCCCAGUUUAUAACAAGUCAGCAUGGAAACAUUACAAGACCAUCCAUGAGGCUGAUGACUGGUGUGUGCCGAGCAAAGAGCCCAAGGACAUGACUACAUACCGCAGCAUUUAGAGUGUGAAGUAAAGAGAGAGAGUGCGGUUUCAGCUUUAGGACAGAGCAGGGACUAGGCUUUCAACAAGUGGGAACAUGUAUUCUAAUGCAGAUCUGUGUUAUGAUGAUUUGUAUUAUAUAAACAAAAAGAGGUCAUUGCACUACAUAGAGAUUAAGAGUUUGUUUUGCACCUGCAAUGUUGUUGCACUGUGUAUUAGCUAUGAGUGAUCUAUUAAGUUUCUAGUGCCAUAUACCUCUGACACUAGUUUUCCAUUGUCUGGAUGCCUUUCAGGUGUAUUCUGGUAUUACAGAUAUGAUAGGAUUAAAAUAAAAACUAGGGAUGUCCUGAUUCGAAUAUCUUAAGGCUGAAUACCAGCCGAUAACAAUGCAAACCUAUCUUUGCGUUUGUUGUAUAAUUAAAGCAGCCCUACAGUCUGAGUGAUCUACCUGACCAGUCAUCUCUCAGUUUAUUUAAACACUGCAUUUAAAUCACUGUGUGUGUAGUGAUGCACAAUCUAGACUGAUAGCUGAGGUGUAAUAACUAUUUUAUGGUGAGGUGAAUGAAUAGCCUGUCUUAGCAUUAGUGUUAAACUAUCCACAGUUCUAAACAAGCUGUUUAGUGGUUGUUUAAAGCAUAGAAACGUAUGCAGUUAUUUUGUAGAUAGUAUCAGAUAUAUUUUCACACUCAACUCUUAAUUCUCCCUCUAAGAACUCUCCUCAGUGCUGCUGGCUGAGCAAUAAUUGCCCCUUGAAGCAAUCAGUGGUGAUUUGAACACUGUUUAAACAAGGAUUUGGAACUGGAUUGGGAUUCAAGUAGCCGAUACUCGAUCCAUUAUCGGUAAAUAUGACUGGAUCGGAUCAGGACAUCCCUAGUAAAAAAAACAAAUACGUUGAUUUUAAUUCUAUGUGCAGGUUUGCAGUUUCAUGUUUUAUAAUUGUUUACAAAAAGAUUUCCUUCAAUUAUAUAUUAUUGUUAUGAGAUUAGAACAGCUAGCUAAGCUAACUGCAACGACACCUUCUGAAUUGUGGAAGAACUGCGUCAUUAUUAAAAGCUAACACUGGAAGGCCAUGUUAAGAAUGCUGAAGGGAUCAAAUGAAUCAACAUUUUUCCAUUGAAAACAGCUCUCAGAGUUCUCUUCUAUUUCACAAGUGUCUUAGAAAUCUCAAUAGAAUUACACUCAGUUCUAAAGCCUAUGAAAUGCUUUCACUUUCAUCUGAAUUGUACCAGUAAUCAAAUACUUGCUGCAUCACAUUCCAUGUUGGGCUGGCAAAGUGUUUACAUUCUGGGUCUAUUAUUCCUGUGUAUGAGAGGGUUGAGAGAAUGUGUGCAAAGAAAAUGGCAAUGUACAGGGUUGAAAAGGGAUGUUCUUCACCCCACAUAAUUUACAUAGCUGAGUACAAGUUUAUUCCCCUGCUGCUUUGUAUAUAGAAGUAUUUUAAGUGUGAGCUGUGCUUUAGUUGUACCUUAUUUAUAACUGUGAAUCUGUAGUUAAAUUAUAGAAAAAAAAGUAAUGUAUACAGUCGUUUGAUACCCAUUCUGAUGUUCCAUGUAAAUAAAGAGUGGUGAUGAUCAUUA